This is a messenger RNA of Adineta ricciae, 846 nucleotides long. The record is from the annotation of a GenBank genome assembly. NCBI's taxonomy places the organism in Eukaryota, Metazoa, Rotifera, Eurotatoria, Adinetida, Adinetidae.
AUGCUUCAUUCUGAAUUUGUUGAAGAUUCCAGUUCAGUCGUCGAGCCAAUAUUCCCGUCACNNAAAAAAUCCGAUGCAUGGGCAGCCGGUGUCAUGUUCUAUGUCUUGUUUUUCGAGAGAUUUCCAUGGAAGAACGAAUUCGAAUAUGAAAAUUUCUGUAAUAGUCCACAUGCAAGAGAUAUUAUUGUCCCACGUGAAGGUGGCUACAAGGCAAUUAUUGAACUUUUAUUGAAAAAAGAUCCAGAAGAGCGUGCUAGCGCCAAAUCAACAUAUUUACAAAUGAAAGGACACCCUUCAUUGAGUAUCAUUAUCAAAAUAUUCCAUGAACAUUUCUGUUCUGUUGACAAUGUAUGUUUUAUGCAAGUACCAAUCGAUCUGCGACAGGAACUCAGUAAACUUCCUCGAUCUGGCCAUCGCAAUCCUGCAGCUAAUCCGCCAGCAUCAACGAUAUUGACUUCAGUUUUCGGUGCACGCCGUCCGUGUAGAUACGGUCGAGCAUGCUACAAUUUUGAACGUGAUCAUCGGAAAGAGUUUGCACAUCCAGGUGAUUCAGAUUAUCGUAUGAGCGGUGGUAAUCAACAGGAUGAAAAACUCAAAUGUCGUUAUGGAGCGGAUUGCUUCAGACACGAUUCCGAGCACCGAAAUAAAUAUGUUCAUCCAGAAGAAAUAGAUCCAGAUCUCUUGAAAAAAGUGAAAUGUCGAUAUGGGAGAGCGUGUUAUGAUAAAACCAUCGAUCAUUUAAGAACAUAUUCACAUCCCGAUGAUUUCAAGAAAGAAAAAUGUCGCUAUGGAAGUCGUUGCUAUAAAACGAAUGAUCAGGAACAUAUGGCAAGAUUCUGGCACUAA